This is a messenger RNA of Syzygium oleosum, 2745 nucleotides long. Its product is annotated as putative chloride channel-like protein CLC-g. The record is from RefSeq and is a predicted model, not a curated record. Gene Ontology annotation, molecular function: voltage-gated chloride channel activity. NCBI's taxonomy places the organism in Eukaryota, Viridiplantae, Streptophyta, Magnoliopsida, Myrtales, Myrtaceae. The transcript is spliced from 7 exons. Gene Ontology annotation, cellular component: plant-type vacuole membrane; intracellular membrane-bounded organelle. Bases 245 to 2560 code for a protein of 771 amino acids. Gene Ontology annotation, biological process: transmembrane transport; chloride transport.
GUUUGAUGUCCUACAGAAUCUGUCUCGCUCUCUCUCUCUACCCUCUAAGUCAAACAACCAGUGUUUCUCCAAGUACCACAGUUUCUUCGCUUCAAUCUACAUCGCCGUCUUCGUCCUCGUCUGUACUCUGUCACAGACAAAAUCAUCUGAGCACUUACACAUCUUCCCCACCUUUCAUUAUCCAAAACCUGAAGACGUACUCUUCACGACAGGAUUGAAGUUGAGAAGCCUAGAGAAAGAGAAAAUGUCUACUGAUGCCAAUGGAGACGGUGAAUCCCCGACUCACCCUUUACUUUCCUCGGGAAUACCAUCCCUUGCAGAGUCCGCGUCCCAAGUGGCCAUUGUUGGAGCCAACUUGUGCCCAAUUGAGAGUCUUGAUUAUGAGAUCUCAGAGAAUGAGUUCUUUAAGCAAGAUUGGAGGACUAGAAGUACAGUCCAGAUAUUUCAGUAUGUGCUCAUGAAGUGGCUGUUGUGUUUCUUGAUUGGUGGGAUUGUUAGCCUUGUUGGGUUUUGCAACAAUCUCGCAGUAGAAAAUGUUGCAGGCAUUAAGUUCGUGGUCACUUCGAAUAUGAUGUUGGCUCAGAGGUUUGUGAUGGCUUUUGUCGUCUUUUCUGUAUCCAACCUUAUGCUCACCUUGUCUGCGGCGCUCAUCACGGCUUUUGUAUCGCCAGCAGCUGCCGGAUCGGGUAUACCAGAAGUAAAGGCUUAUCUGAAUGGCGUGGAUGCGCCAGGAAUUUUUUCACUGAAGACAUUGUUCGUUAAGAUAAUUGGAAGCAUCUCUGCUGUGUCCUCAUCUCUUCUUGUGGGAAAGGCUGGACCUAUGGUGCAUAUCGGUGCGUGUGUUGCUUCGCUGCUUGGUCAGGGCGGGUCAAUGAAAUAUGGCUUGACUUGGUCGUGGUUACAGUUUUUCAAAAACGACAGGGAUAGAAGAGAUCUCGUCACAUGCGGAUCAGCUGCUGGAAUCGCCUCUGCUUUUCGUGCCCCGGUUGGUGGGUUGCUGUUUGCCCUCGAAGAGAUGGCAUCUUGGUGGAGGAGUGCCCUUCUGUGGAGGGCCUUCUAUACGACAGCUAUAGUAGCGAUUGUACUAGGAGCGCUGAUUGAGUUCUGCAACAGUGGAAAAUGUGGGCCAUUUGGUAAGGGCGGGUUAAUAAUGUACGAUGUCACUUCGACAAAUAUCUCGUCUCACCUCCGGGAUGUCCCCCCAGUUCUCCUCCUUGGUGUUCUAGGGGGCUUAUUCGGCAGCUUGCAUAAUUUCUUGCUGGAUAAGGUUCUCCGAGUCUACAAUGUCAUCAAUGGGAAAUGUAGUCGGUACAAGAUUUUACUUGCUUGCUCCAUUUCCAUCUUCACAUCGUGUCUGUUAUUCGGAUUACCGUGGCUUGCAUCUUGUCUACCGUGUCCAGCCAAUACCGAGGAGACCUGUCCUACAAUCGGACAGUCUGGGAACUACAAGAAGUUUCAAUGUCCUUCCGGGCAAUACAACGAUCUCGCCAGCCUCAUCUUUAACACAAAUGACGAUGCAAUCAGAAAUCUCUUUAGCAAAGGCACCGAUAACGAAUUCCAGUAUUCGUCUAUACUCAUUUUUUUUGGCGCCUGCUUUUUCCUCGGCAUAUUUAGCUACGGCAUCGUGGCUCCCACUGGCCUCUUUGUACCAGCAAUUGUGACGGGCGCAUCUUAUGGACGUUUCAUUGGAAUGUUAAUCGGUCCUCACUCAACUCUUGAUCAUGGUCUUUUCGCCGUGCUUGGUGCUGCUUCCUUUCUCGGUGGAACAAUGAGAACGACGGUUUCUUCAUGCGUAAUCCUCCUGGAAUUGACGGAUAACCUGUUAUUGUUACCACUAAUGAUGCUGGUUCUUCUAGUUUCGAAGACGGUCGGAGAUGCCUUUGAUAGCAACAUCUUUGACCUAAUGAUGAAGGCAAAAGGGUUCCCAUAUCUCGAAGCUCAUGCCGAACCAUUCAUGAGACAGCUAACUGUCGGUGAUGUGGUAAAAGGCCCGCUCCAGCUAUUUCACGGCGUUGAGAAGGUUGGAAAUGUUGUACACGUGCUCAGAACUACAAUAAAUAAUGGGUUCCCGGUGAUUGAUGAGCCUCCGCUUUCAGAAUCCCCCGUUUUGUAUGGUGUGAUACUGCGAGCGCAUCUCAUAGAACUACUAAAGAAGAAGGCCUUCCUGUCCUCUCCAGAGCCAACAGGCAUCGAUGUCUCCGAGCAGUUUUCAGUAGUCGAUUUUGCAAAGAAGGGAUCGGGAAAUGCCGACCAAAUAGAGGACAUAGUUGUUACCGAAGAGGAGGAGAACAUGUUCUUGGAUUUGCAUCCAUUCACUAACACUUCGCCUUACACAGUCGUGGAAACGAUGUCAUUAGCAAAAGCUCGCAUACUUUUCCGUGAAGUUGGUUUGAGACACCUGCUAGUGAUUCCAAAGAUCCACAGGAUAUCACCUGUGGUGGGGAUAUUGACGAGACACGAUUUCAUGCCAGAAGACAUAAUAAGCUUGCACCCGGCAUUGACAAGGAGCGGAUGGAAAAGAUGGAGAUUGACGGUUCCUCGUUGGCUAAGUCCAUGUUAGUACGACAAUCUUGCAUUUGAAGAUAGAAAAUCACUUGAUCACCCGUUGAGGAGGGGACUAAUCACGUUGCUUAUGCAACUCAGCUUCAAGCAGAUAAAAAUUGGCCCGAGUCCUGCUGUACUGGAUAUGUCCGAACAAAGUGUUUCACUGCAUACCACCAUAAUGAAAUUUUGAUAUCCCUCUAA